Nymphalis io (European peacock) is the source of this 1961-nucleotide messenger RNA. It is a transcript of the gene abs, whose product is annotated as ATP-dependent RNA helicase abstrakt. The record is from RefSeq and is a predicted model, not a curated record. The coding region runs from base 80 to 1921 and encodes 613 amino acids. Gene Ontology annotation, molecular function: RNA helicase activity; zinc ion binding; RNA binding. The transcript has 12 exons. Lineage: Eukaryota; Metazoa; Arthropoda; Insecta; Lepidoptera; Nymphalidae. Gene Ontology annotation, biological process: mRNA splicing, via spliceosome. Gene Ontology annotation, cellular component: spliceosomal complex.
UUCAUACGUCAAAUCAAUGUUUUGCGAAAAGAUAAAAACAAACUUUUGUUGUUACAAAAUAUGAAAUUUUUAAAUUAAAAUGUCCGAUGUACCGAUUAAACGUUACCGCCGCGAAAAGUCUUCCGAAUCUGAAGAAGAUGUGGAUAAUUACGAACCUUAUAUACCAGUCAAGGAACGGAAAAAGCAGAAAUUGUUAAAGUUAGGUCGUCUUGGCCAAGUUGCUGCUGAAGCGGCCGCUGAAACCAAGAGUUCCAGUGAUAACGAUCCAGAUGAUGAAGCCUCACAAGAAGAAUGGGGACGUCGAUACAAUGUAUCGCUAUUGGAUCAACACAGCGAGCUUAAACGGAUAGCAGAAGCCAGAGCCCUAUCAGCCGCUGAGAGGCAGGCUAAGGAAGAAGAACAUAUAUUAAAAAGCGUUGCUCAAAGUAAAGCACUUAUGGGAGUGGCUGAAUUGGCGAAAGGAAUCCAAUAUUCGGAACCGAUUAAAACCUCUUGGCGCCCGCCACGCGUUGUCCUGGAUCUACCUGAAUCUCGACACGAGCAGGUUCGUCAGGAGCUGCGGAUCUUGGUCGAGGGUGAAGAUGUACCACCUCCGAUUAAAACGUUCCAACAUAUGAAGUUUCCAAAAGGUAUCCUCCGAGGUCUAGAAGCAAAAGGUAUUAAGAGUCCAACUCCCAUCCAAGUUCAGGGUAUACCAGCUGUGCUCAGCGGCAGGGACAUGAUAGGCAUAGCCUUCACCGGCUCUGGGAAGACCCUAGUAUUCACCUUGCCCAUAAUCAUGUUUUGUAUUGAACAAGAAGUCAAGAUGCCGUUUAUACGAAACGAAGGUCCAUAUGGUCUGAUAAUUUGUCCAUCGAGGGAGCUGGCGAAACAGACCCACGAUAUCAUACUACACUUCGUGAAACACCUGAAGAUGACUGGCAGUCCCGAAAUUAGGAGCUGUUUAGCUAUAGGAGGUGUAGCGGUGUCAGAAUGUAUGGAAGUGGUUCAAAGGGGGGUUCACAUCAUGGUAGCGACCCCGGGUCGACUCAUGGAUAUGUUAGAUAAGAAAAUGAUAAGGCUGAACGUGUGUCGCUAUCUUUGUAUGGAUGAAGCUGAUAGGAUGAUAGACAUGGGCUUCGAGGAAGACGUCCGAACGAUAUUCUCUUACUUCGCUAGUCAGCGACAGACUCUCCUGUUCAGCGCGACCAUGCCUAGGAAAAUACAGAACUUCGCGAGGUCGGCGCUGGUGAAGCCGGUGACGGUGAACGUGGGUCGCGCGGGGGCGGCGUCGCUGAGCGUCCGCCAGGAGCUGGAGCCCGUGAAGGCGGAGGCGCGCACCGUGCACCUGCUGCACUGUCUGCAGAAGACUCCCCCGCCCGUGCUCGUGUUCGCCGAGCGCAAGCAGCACGUCGACGCUAUACACGAGUACCUGCUGCUCAAGGGUGUGGAAGCUGUGGCCAUUCAUGGUGGUAAGGAUCAAGAGGAGAGAUCGCGUGCCGUGGAAGCGUUUAGGAAAGGGGAGAAGGACGUCCUCGUGGCUACGGACGUCGCCAGCAAAGGACUGGACUUCGAGAACAUCCAGCACGUGAUCAACUACGACAUGCCGGAGGACAUCGAGAAUUACGUGCAUCGCAUCGGUCGUACCGGACGAGCCGGGGGUGGGGGAGUCGCCACCACGCUCCUGGGCAGAGCCGCCGACACCAGUGUACUGCGGGACCUGGCUCACUUGCUCACUGAAGCCGGCCAGCGAGUGCCGUCAUUCCUCCUAGACAUGAUCGGCGAGCCAGACGUGCCGAUGGCAGACGGUCAGGGCUGUUCCUACUGCGGUGGACUCGGACACAGGAUUACUGAAUGUCCAAAACUUGAAGCUGUCCAAAACAAGCAGGCGUCGAACAUUGGCAGACGAGACUACUUGGCGAACACCGCGGCGGAUUAUUAGAUUUUAUAUAAUAGUUAUAUAAAUAAAUGAUAAACACAAA